UCUAAUUGUUAACAAACUCGUCCUCGCGGGGAUAAACUGUGAUAUAUAUAGUAUAAAAUUUUAUUCGUUAGUCCAUUUCGAUGUUUAGUAUAAAAAUAUGGAUAAUGUCAGUGCGCUCCUCUCUACGUGGAAUGCCUAAUAAAAUCAUCGAGUGUACCAAAAAGGACGGACUCUCCUGCGAAAUGAGCUGGGGAGCGUUCGUCAGGGUGCAGGGAAAAUCAAGGAAAGGCCAAACCGUGACAAAGCACUCGACAAAUAGCGAAGGACUCCUUCUUUGAGAAUCCCUUCGCAGGUUAUCGUCAACCUCUGCUCUCUUCAGCUUCGACCGGCUGCACCAUUCUACGUUGACGUAAUUUCAAAACAUGGCCACGAUGACAGUUAAAGACUUCUACCGGGACAAGUCUAUCUUCAUCACCGGAGGCACAGGAUUCAUGGGCAAAGUCCUGGUCGAGAAACUGCUCAGGUCCUGCCCCGGAAUCAAAAACAUUUAUUUAUUAAUGAGGCCAAAGAGAGGACAAGACGUGCAGCAGAGGUUACGGGAACUCCUUAACGCUCCGCUGUUCGAGAAGUUGAGACGCGAUUGUCCCGACGAGUUACUGAAAAUUGUACCUGUAGCCGGUGACGUGACGGAGCCGGAGCUGGGCAUUUCGGAGGCCGACCAGGGAAUGCUGAUUCGCUGCGUCUCCGUCGUCUUUCAUUCGGCCGCGACCGUAAAAUUUGACGAAGCGUUGAAAUUGUCCGUAACCAUCAACAUGCUGGGAACUAAACGCCUCGUCCAGCUGUGCCAUCGCAUGCAAAACCUCGAGGUCCUGAUCCACGUUUCCACGGCUUAUUGUAACUGCGAUCGCACAGACGUCGGGGAGGAAAUUUACCAAGUACCGCAGGACCCUGAGCAGGUAAUUGCCUGUACAAAGUGGAUGGACGACUCCCUGGUCGAAGAACUAACGCCCAAGUUGAUCGCUGGUCGUCCAAACACAUACACGUUUACCAAAGCCUUAGCAGAAAGGAUGCUUUUAAGAGAGAGCGGUUCUUUACCGGUAGCUAUCGUAAGACCUUCCAUCGUGUUAUCAUCCUUGAAAGAACCAGUCGCAGGAUGGGUGGACAAUUGGAACGGUCCGACCGGCAUCAUCGUGGCUGCCGGGAAGGGUUUCUUUAGGACAAUGUUGUGCCACGAGGACAAAGUCGCCGACCUGGUCCCGGUGGACAUAGUAAUCAAUUUGAUGAUCUGCGCGGCGUGGAGGACCGCCACCCACCGGACCGACAGCAUCACGGUAUACAACUGCUGCACCGGGAUGCAGAACCCGAUAACGUGGCAGAAGUUCGUCGACCUGUCGUUCAAGUACAGCCGGAUGUACCCGGCGAACAACGCGAUCUGGUACCCCGGAGGACGUUGCCGGAGCUCGGCGUUCCUGAACCGAGUCUGCGUCACCUUCCAGCACAUGUUGCCGGCCUACCUGGUGGAUUUCCUAGCUCGACUGAGAGGCUCUCAGCCCUUCAUGGUGCGCAUCCAAGGCAAGCUGGACAAGGCGGCUCGGUGUCUGGAAUACUUCAGCACCCAGCAGUGGAACUUCAGGGACGACAACGUCAGGAGGCUGGGCGAACAGCUGAGCCCCGAAGACCGGCAGACCUUCAUGUUCGACGUCAAGCAGAUCGACUGGCCGUCUUACCUGGAGAACUACAUUCUAGGGAUCCGACAGUUCAUCCUGAAGGAGAACCCGGAGACACUGCCAAUCGCUCGUUCACACAUUACAAAAUUAUAUUGGCUGCACAGAGCGGUCCAGUUCGGGACGUUGCUGAUAGUCCUGCGGAUCCUGCUGCGCAGCUCAUUGACGCGCUCGGCGUGGUUCUUCCUCCUGUCAAUCGUGCUGCGCCUCUGUCGCAUGAUUGUUUGACGGCUGAGAGCCAGAGAAGAGACCGAGUCCGAUGAACGUAACGAGAAGCGAACGCCGACCUCGGAGCAUAAUUUAAAGGUGCGAAUUGCCCUUCGACCUUGUCGCUCAGCCUCCCCGACGAUAACGCGCUAUCUGCACUCCCAUAAGUUGGCCUUUUCAAUGUUUGUAUUCGUUCGUAAAUAUUAGCAGCGGCUAGGGGUGUGACGCGAUUCCUUCAAGAUUGUCGGCUACCGGACGAAGUGGAACGCGCCCAGCUGCGCGGGUCUGCAUUCUGUAUACCCUUUACCCAACCCGUGGAAUUGCAUCGAGACUUUUGCUACCGCGAUCGUACGUACCCGUUGGACGGCGCACUGCUAGGCGCUUCGGGAACAAGCCAAUGGUGGGAGCAAAAUUGGUCCUGGUCUUAUGGUCGUGGUCUUGGUCUCGUAAAACGUGCAAACCUGGACCAGGACUUGGUCUCGCACGGUUGGGACUUGGUCUUGCAAAAAGUGCAAGCUUGUAAAGCCAAGGCCUGAUUUUGUACGGUCGAAUCUUGGUCUUAGCCUUGCAUGUACGACCAAGAUCAAUUUUGCCAAUCGCUGCAAGCCGAUCACGCAUCUGCAACGGAUUUCGAGGCUGUCCCUGAUCUUCGAUUUUGACUUUAAACUAUUAAGCGGAUCAAGUUGACCGUGGCUCUUAGUAUCGAGGCGCGAUCGGAGGAGUUUCAAAGACAACUCCUCAGGUCGUCGGAUCGACAUCUUAGUUUCUCCCUAUUCCGCCAGAUCGAUCUCGAGAACUAGCCGAAACGUUUGCACGUCGACAUUCGGAAACCAUCUAUUAACUGGGAGAAUUGUAUUGAACUACCCAAAGGAACGAUUCUUCUAAUUCCUGCUCGCACCAUCAAAGGAAAAAUGCCGAUCCGUGGCAUGUGCUUAACUCUGACGGCGAAAAUCAUUAGGUCCACGAUCACCUGCACGCAUUCGGGAAUUUUAGCCAUCAGUAUCAAAGGAUUACCCCUUACCAAGUCCUACGUUUCUUUAAUGGAUUUUUGUUAACGAAUGAGACUUCGUGCUACUCGAAGUACCGAGCUCGGAAAACGAGAAACUAACAUCGUCUAUGAAUUCGCAAACGAAGUUGGGGAGCUCCUCGAGGUCGAUCCUCGUUCUUCAGGGCCGGACUCGAAGUCGAGCCGAUACGUGGGCUGGUUCACGUUCCUAAAACGUGUCCUUGCUUAGAAUUUUCCCUAGAAACCGACGGAUAAAAAGGUGAUACGAUUCGGGAACCCAAAGCGAGCGCAUGUUGGGGUCUCGUAGGCUUCACAUUGAAGUCGUUCCGCGAUGAGUGAAUUUACCUCGCCUUCCAUUUCCCUGAACCGUUUCCUCUGUUUGUCGUCUGUUUCCAUGGACGAGUUUAAGCCGGGGCUGUUCUCGAAUGCCGUUUGGAAUAAGUACCUCACAGCCAAAUGGACUUGGCGAGUCGAAUUACAGAACGCCUCGGUUACGAUGUAGGUCGUUGGUCGUCGCACGCCUGCAACACGUGGGCAUCAGGAUACUCGGCAGAGUUUCGCGCCAACUACAUUGAAACGCAUGCGCGAUACAAUUAUCGGUACUUUGCACAACGUCAACUUGUGAUAUUAAUACCUCCUACCGUUCGAUCGUUAGGGAGACGUCGAAUCGCUGCUUUUACCGACCCGGCUUGAAAAAAGGCGACUUUUUCCUGGCAAUUAAGGCGGGACGAAAGUAUCCCCUUAUGAAAUGUUUCUCCAAACUGGACCCACCAAAUCGUUUCAAGUUUAACCACGUGGACGUGGAGACUCUAAGGGAAGUCCCGACAUCUAUGAUAUUUAAACUUUUUAAAUAUAUUCUGCUUUCGGGAUGUCAAUCGGUUCCUUAAGUCGACUCGAAAAAUCCGGGAGAAACUAAGGUGUCGAUAAAAAGUCGAACCCCCUUAGCCCUCUAGCUACGACGGACUUAAAGAAGCUACAUCACCUGUACGGACAGCUCGAGUGGGAAUAUUAUGUAUAUUAAUACGAUAUUCACGUUGCUUCAAAUCCGUAGUAAAAAGGGGGUCCACUAUGGUUUCGCUUUGUAAAAAUGAAACCACUAUGCGUAGGAGCGUUUCGUUAAAAAAGCGUAACUAUAGUGGCUUAGCUAUUUCGUAGCUAAAAGGUCGAAGAAAAUGGUUCCUCGGGAACUCGGUAAAUGGACGCAGUGGAUUUCCGUAGACGAAGCUUGCAUAGUGCCUGAAUCCUCGUACACCGAGUUUACAAGGAACGCGAGGAAAGGGAAAACUCGGUAGAGGUUUGCACCAAAUACAUGAAAUUCAGGGGAGAGGUAAGGCAGGUCGGGGUCGGUCGGUAAAACAGCGCUCCGUCGUCGCCGUAGCGAAAGACGCAUUCGGCGUGGACGCGGAACGCACGCGCGGACAGUCGCGGGUCCGCACCUCGCACGUGCGCUCGGAAGUCUGUUUUUUGUUUCCGUCCUAACCUUACUUUAUCUUUCUCCCUUUCGUUAUUUUUCGGGGACCGUUUAUGCUCUAUUCUUAAUUCUUACUCGAUCCUAAUUCCGAGCAACGAGACUUACACCCCUCUACAGCUUAUACGGUUCGUUGCAUAACCUCCAAACUGCUCCAAAUUAAAACGAAAUGGUGGAAAUGAAAAUCGUUCGAUUUUUCUAUUUUUAUCUACAUCUUAAAUUUAAGCACUUUAAAACAUUUUAAUUUGUAAUUGUUUUUUAGUUCUUAUUUCAUCAACGCACAUGGGUCUUCCCAGACGGUCACCCAUCCGAGUACUGACCACACCCAAUGUUGCCUAUCUUCGGUAAUCGAACUAUUUUUUUUUUUUUAAUUUUAUUUAACUUAUGACUGAAACAUGAAUCCAUACAAGUUUUUAAUAAACCAAAGAGUACAUUUUACUUAAAUCGUUACACGUGGCCCGCGCUACCCUAAAGUUUGGAAAUAAAUUAAAAACUAGGAACUUUUAUAGAAUUAGAGGGGAAAUUAGGGUUAAGAUAAGGGAAGCAUAAACGGUCGCUGUGAACAAUUGAAGUUAGGACGGAAGCGUAAACCUGACUUCGUACGUGUCUCUGGUCGACGUAUACCGGAAGUCCUGCUUUUUGCAUCGUCGGUAUCUGACAUUCUUUUUACUUUUACUCCGUGAUGUAAGAUACCUAGUUAGAUAUUUUAUUACGUCCAAGUUAUACAGAACCCGCGGCGCGUCCCGCGUUCGUUAAGAACGCGCCGAGACGCGCCCUAGAGUAACUUUAUUAGCGGAAAACGAGAAACCAUCUCCGAGCCGAAUCUGGGAUGCGAUUCUCUAGAAGUUGUUAGACACGUCGUCGGGAUUACGCGAAAGCCUUAGCACGUUAAGUACUUAGCCGAAAGUAAUUGCGUGUCAGUCCGCCUCGGGGAGUAAUCCAAACUCGUACGGGGCACCGAAUAAG
Molecule: messenger RNA, 5311 nt
Organism: Orussus abietinus
Lineage: Eukaryota; Metazoa; Arthropoda; Insecta; Hymenoptera; Orussidae
Gene: FAR1
Product: putative fatty acyl-CoA reductase CG5065
Exons: 6
Coding region: 363-1892 (509 amino acids)
Biological process (GO): long-chain fatty-acyl-CoA metabolic process
Cellular component (GO): peroxisome
Molecular function (GO): alcohol-forming very long-chain fatty acyl-CoA reductase (NADP+) activity
Source: RefSeq, a predicted model, not a curated record